GACUUGUUGAGCACGGAAGAAUGGUAACUUCCCAUAUAAAUACAAAGACGAAGAACGAGUCAAAAGGAAUAUUCCCUUCAAAUUUCACGAAACCGUAUAAAUUCAAUUCAAACACACUACUUAGAAGAAGUUUCCACAAUUUGUUCAGCAUUUUUCUCGUCUUCUCUCUCUAGGGUUUCUCUCUCUCAUCCUCUCUCUCUCUCUCUCUCUGCGCGCGAUUAGGAAAAAUGUAAGUGGUGACGCUUACUGAUCUUCAUCUUGUGCAUUCUCUCUCAUUUUUUUCUGUUUCCAUGUAAUUCGUGCAAUUGUUCGUUCGUCUGUUUGGAUUUUGAAUUGAAUUUUUUGUUCGUAAUGUGUGAUAAUUCGUAAUCGCGAAUGGAUUUCUGAAUCGAAUACAAGAACACCAAUCGACAAAAGCACAAAAAGGAAAAGAGGCAAAAUCAUGGAAGCUGCAGUAAAGAACAUUUCUCCUCUUCCUCAGAAGAAAGAAAACAAGGAUAUCAAAGACACGGUGAAGCACAUUGUCCUCCCUUUCCUCCCUGCAAAAACCCUCGUCCGGUUCAAGUCCGUUUCCAAAGAAUGGGAGAAUUGGAUAAGUAGCCCCUUUCUAGUCCACGAGCAGAGCUACUACUUCAAGAACUUAUCCGGUUUCUUUUGCCAGCACGAACAGGGAGUUCCAACUUUCGUAAGCCUCGAUCAAAAUGCUUACGGACUUCCAAAUACCUCUCUCGAUUUUCUGCCCGAACAAACAAACAUCCUAAGUUCUAGCAGUGGCUUACUCCUCUGCCAAGGCCAACAAGAAAACAAUCCUUACUACGUUUGCAACCCCGCAACUCAGAAAUGGACGGAGAUCCCUCCACAUAGCCUCUACCACGAUUCUCCACCUGCAAUCAUACUUGCAUUCGAGCCUUCGCUGCUCAAUAUGAGGCCCGAUUAUCAUCUGAUCUGUGCAGUACCUUUGCUCGGCCAGCCGGUGGUUAUCUUCGAAAUGUACUCCUCCGAAAAUCAGACAUGGACUAUUCUGGACAGCUGUGUGCUUGUGGAGACAGGGGAAAGCUUGUCCUUCACCGGUAAUGGGAUACUACAUGAAAGGGAUUGCUUAUUGGGAAACGUCGAAUCGAAAAUUACUGCCUGUCGAGCCGAGGGUGGCAGUGCACGAGAUUAUCUCUUUACCGAAUGACAGUAUUGGAACUUUGACACAGAUUGAAGGUGAGUUGUGCUAUAUCAGUGUUUGUGCUACUGGUUCGAAGAAUGGCUACUGUGUGAGGAUUUACAGCGGGAUCAAGAUGGGGUUGAAGUGUAAGGUGGUAGUGCAUCUUGAUUCGGGGUUUGACGAGUCCGUCUGGAGUUAUUACAGGGUCAUGCCUUGUCUUGCUGGGAACUUGGUGAUGGUUCUUGUUGGUCGGUUUGUCUACUCUUGCAGAAUAAGGAUCGGUCAUUGGUCAGUGGAAGUGGUGAGUAGGGCUGAUAUUGAUUCUGCUAAUGCUGAAGAUACCAAAUAUCUGGCUUAUGUGAAUAGUCUGGUCCAUGUGGCUUAAAGAGAAGCUUCUAGAACACGGUUGUUUUUUCGGCUGAAGAUUCGAUGAAUAGGAAGGAUACUGUAAAUUCGAAUAAUACCACUUGUCCUUAGUUUUUUUUUUUUGGUUUUGUUUUUUGGGGUUAUUGAGAGGUGUAAGAGUUUACUUCAUCUUGGUUAAGAGAUGGAUGCAUGCAUACAUAUGAAAGCUGGUAGAGUAUCUGAAUCUUUCUUUUCUGUGUAUAUAUAAUGAUUUUGGAUUCGGAAGUUUCUUUCGGUUAAUGAUUCAGAUUUCUUCUU
Messenger RNA from Erythranthe guttata (spotted monkey flower), 1816 nucleotides. RefSeq names its product F-box protein At5g07610. Gene Ontology annotation, molecular function: protein binding. NCBI's taxonomy places the organism in Eukaryota, Viridiplantae, Streptophyta, Magnoliopsida, Lamiales, Phrymaceae. The record is from RefSeq and is a predicted model, not a curated record.